This is a messenger RNA of Ctenopharyngodon idella (grass carp), 3825 nucleotides long. It is a transcript of the gene morc3a, whose product is annotated as MORC family CW-type zinc finger 3a. Gene Ontology annotation, molecular function: zinc ion binding; ATP hydrolysis activity. The transcript is spliced from 19 exons. The record is from RefSeq and is a predicted model, not a curated record. The coding region runs from base 76 to 3336 and encodes 1086 amino acids. Lineage: Eukaryota; Metazoa; Chordata; Actinopteri; Cypriniformes; Xenocyprididae. Gene Ontology annotation, cellular component: PML body; nucleus.
CGGUCAGCACUAAGCACUUCCGGAUGUUGGAGUCACACCUCUAGAAGUUUUGUCGCGGGUUUGUUCAUAUCAAGGAUGGCAGUGCAAACGGAGAGAGGGAUCCCGCUCAGUGCGCUUAAUCCAAAGUUCCUUCACACCAACUCCACCAGCCACACCUGGCCCUUCAGUGCCAUUGCAGAGCUGAUAGACAAUGCUUAUGACCCAGAUGUGAGUGCCAAACAGUUUUGGAUUGAUAAGACAGCAAUCAAAGGUCAUGACUGUCUAACUUUCAUGGAUAAUGGAGCUGGAAUGGAUUACGAUAAGAUGCACAAAAUGCUCAGUUUUGGCUUUAGUGACAAGGAGACUAUAAAUGGCCAUGUCCCUGUGGGCCUCUACGGCAAUGGGUUUAAGUCUGGCUCCAUGCGCUUGGGAAAGGACGCCAUUGUGUUUUCCAAGAACGGAGAGUCCAUGUGUGUGGGCCUGCUGUCCCAGACGUACCUUCAAGAGAUACAGGCAGAGAAUGUCAUUGUACCCAUUGUCUCAUUCAAACGCAACGGACAGUCAUUCCGGCCCGAGCCACAACACACAGCAAGUCUCCAAGAUAUCCUGCACUUUUCUCUGUUCCAGACAGAGGAUGAACUGCUCUCUGAACUCAGUGCCAUCAAUGCACACUAUACCACAGAGUCCACAGGAACACGAAUCAUCAUUUGGAAUCUCCGCAAAACAUCCUCUGACAAAUCUGAGUUUGACUUUGAAUCAGACCGCUAUGACAUCCAGAUUCCAUCUGAAGUAUAUGAGAGUGAAAAGGAGAAAUACAAGCAACCCUGUCGCCUGUUACAGUCAAGCCCAGAGAGCGACUUCUCCCUGCGGGCGUACUGUAGCAUCCUAUACUUGAAGCCCAAAAUGCAGAUUAUCAUUCGUGGACAAAAAGUGAAAACCCAGCUGAUCUCUAAAAGCCUGGCACACAUUGUCAAGGAUAAAUACAAACCCAACUUUCUAAAUAAAGAAAGCAUCCCCAUCACAUUUGGAUACAAUACUAAGAGCAAAGAACAUUACGGAGUCAUGAUGUACCAUAAAAACCGGCUCAUCAAAGCCUAUGAGCGUGUUGGAUGCCAAAACAGGGCAAAUGGAAGAGGAGUGGGAGUCAUUGCAGUGAUUGAGUGCAACUUUCUUAAGCCAACACACAACAAGCAGGACUUUGACUACACAGAAGAGUACAGGAGAACAAUGAACGUUUUGGGCGUGAAACUGGAAGAAUACUGGAAAGCAAUCCGCCAUAAGAGGGGAGUGCCCAACGCAGUGCUUAUGGAGGAUAUGCCGAAACGUCCUGAUCAGACCUGGGUUCAGUGUGAUGAUUGUCUGAAGUGGAGGAAACUUCCAGAUGGCAUCGACACGAAUAAGCUGCCUGAAAAAUGGUUCUGUCGAUUGAAUCCAGACCCCCAGUUCAGGCAAUGUGAAAAACCAGAAGAAGCUGAAGAUUCUGAGGAUGAAAAUUCAAACUGCCUGAAAGAAUACAAACUGCAUGAAAGAAACCUCAAAAAACAGCAGGAACAGAAAAGAAUGCAGGUGGAAGCCAGGUUGAGAAAUGUGAACGAGGGUCUGAAAAGGAAACCUGACGUUGUGUGUCAACUCCAGCAAAAUGCCCCUUCCUCACCCGGGUCACCUACGGUCUCUUUGGCAGCGCAGAGCCCUUCCAAAUCAGUACCCCUCUCACAAUCUGCCUCGAACAACAUGCCAGUGAUUUCAAAUGUCAUUUCCCUCUCCACUCCUAAAAGGAUGAAAAGAACUCUAGGACCUACCCAGAGCCAAGCUGCAAAAAGAGCUAGAACAUUUCUUGCUUACUGUAGCAACACAUCAGAUAGUCCAUCAACGUCUACAGCUACAGCUGAUUUCAUAUCCUCACCUUUGGGGAUCGCAGACAAUAAUGACAAUAAAGUUGAUGAAAAUGAUGCAGAUGAAACAAGCAUUGGUGGUGGUGAUGAUGAUGUUGUUAUUGUUGAGACCAACAGCACGCCACGACCCAAACCCUUGCCCUUUGACCUCUCUAAGGUAAAGACAGAAGAAAGUACCAGCGAGGAUGCACUAGGAUUAUAUAUGGAGUGCAGUGAUCAAGAUCACAUAGAAACUGAAGAUACUAGAAAUGCAACAAUGGAGCCAUCAACUUCAAAUGGCCAAACCAGCAUAACAACCCAAACGGAACGUUUGAUUGUAAAGGAGGAGGAAGACCAGCAGAUCAAGAGGGAGGAGACUGAGAAUGAUGCUAGAAGGAAGGAACAGAGCGCUGAUGUGAAAUGCAAGAUGAGUAACACUACAGAAAUGACCAAAGGCCCUGUGGAGGUUGAGAGAUGUAGUAGUGCAGAAGUUUCCAGACCAAAUCUUGCAGAUCUGGGGGGCACAAUUAAGGAGAAUAGAAUCAGUUUUGAAAAACAUCCAAAGUCAGAUGUAAAAAACCAGGAAGGUAUGACAUCAACAACUUCUAAGGCCUCACUUUUCUCUGACAUAGAAAUAGACCUUGUGCCAACCCAUGAAGCACAGAAGCAACAGGAUAACCUGCUAAAUCUCCUGGAGGCCACAGCCCAGGAAAGAGAUGAAUUCAGAGAGCAGGUUCGGGAGAAAGAGAUCAAACUCCUGAAACUCACUGUUAAUAAAGACUGCAGCCAUCAGAGCAUCCAGACAGAUCCAUCAGAGGAACAAGACUAUAAGACUCUCUACUUACAGGCCACCCAGCAAAACGAAGAGCUUAAACAAGAAAAGGAGGAGCUAAAAAAGAAAGAGGAGGCGUUGUUGCAAAUCAAAGCUGAGAAAGAGGCACAGGAUGAGGUGCGUCGUGCCCAGCUGAAAGCUGAGGGAGAGGGACAGUCAUCAACAGCAAAUGUUUUUGAAAAUGUAGAUGAUGAAAUGGCUCUUCAAGUGGACUUUCUUCUAAGGGAGCUGGACAAGCGCAAUACAGAAUGCAAUGAACUGAGAAUUAAGCUGGACAGCUUGGAACAGGAGAAAACUCGCUGUGAGCAGUUGCAGAAGGAAGUAGAAGAGCUGAGGAAAUACAAAGAGGAGUGGAAUAAUACAAAAGUAGCAAAAGAGACUCUGAGGGACAGUAACACCAGUUCAGAUCAAACAUGCAGCACAAGCACAGCUGCAAACCUUGUGAAUGGGAUCAAAAAGGAUGGAGAGAGCAAUGAAAGACCAGUGGAGGGAGAGAACUCAGUGGCACCGGCCAAGUUGAGGGAGCUGAGGUGCAGUGUCGCCCGUUUGUUGGUCACUUUUGUUCCUGCACUGGACCUUAACCAAGUGAAUUAUGACUGUGAGGUCAUAGAUGAGAUUUUAAAUCAGGUCAUAGAGGAGAUUCCCCCCUCUUGAGACCACUUUUACUUAACACCUUUAACCAGCUGCCUAAGUUAAUGUUUUGUUCAUCGAGGUUCAAAUUCUGUUGCACUCUGAAAAUAUUAAACUUAAUAUUAAAAUGUUUUAUUUAUUUACACGUUCUUACUAAUUAACACUUGCCGUUCUUUGUGCAAGUUUUACAUUCCUUUUUAAAUCCUUGUGUUCUUUCGGUUAAUGAAAUAGAAAUAAGUUGUCAAGAAUAGCGUUUGGCCUUUUUGCCACAAAGACUUGAGCUUACUUAGCUUACAAAUGUUAUAGCAUUUUAAGUUAAGUUUUCUGUCAUUUUUAUAUGCGGUUGUGUGCAUUUCUGAUACACAAUAUUUCUGAUACAAUUGUGUACAGAAGCUGUAGUAAUUGCUACUCAAAUUGUGUACAAGCAAUUCUGUGUAUAAAAUUGUAAAUAGUGGUGUUUCGGGGAAAAAAUGGUUAAAUAUGAAAUAAAUUUUGUAUUUGUUUAAUUAAAAA